AACCGCGCGCGGCAGACGAGCGGUAGGGUGCACGCGCAACUCCGGGGGACUACCGAGGCAGUUCAAGUGGAAAUCGGAAUCUUCAUCCUCCUCCUUCAUCCUCGCCAUCGUCCUGUUGCUAAUCUCUUCGACUGCUUUUCUUGUUUGCUAGCCAAAAAAAACAAGACGAAGAAGAUGGCGGACAGCAAAGUGGAGAGCGGCAGCGAGUUGAGCGCCAAGGAGUUGAAGGAGAAGAAAACCGUGGAGGAAAAGAACGGCGACGACACCACCGCCAACGGAAAAACGGACGAGGAGAACGGGGAGCAGGACAACGAGGCGGAGGAUGACGACGAUGUAGGGGACGAGGAAGAAGAGGACGGCGAGGGUGAGGAAGAGGACGAAGAGGACGAUGACCUGGUCACACCCACAGGGAAGAGAACAGCUGAGGAUGACGAUGAUGAUGAUGAAGAUGACGAGGACGAAGUGGAGCGGAAGAAGCAGAAGACGGACAAGUAGACGACAACCACCGCGACGUCCAAACCUCAGUCCUCCAUUCCAAACAUCCGAAAGAGAAUUUGUUUGUAUUUUUAUUUACAUUUUAUAUUUUUGUAUAUAUUGUACGGAGGUCGGCCAUCUUGACGAGUAUCAAGCGGUGCUCCGAAGAAAUUUCAACACCCGGAAAACGUCAGCGUACGCAAGCAUCCUGUCACACACACACACACACGUUGUGCAGAAACACAUUCAAAAAUGCCCACGCGGGGCGAAGGAUGCGUUUAGGUACACCGGGGCGUUGCGGCACUUUGCCGCUGAUGUUUUUUCGUGCUAGUUUGUCGUAGAUGAGCAGGAUGUAGCGUCAUGUCCUAGUCAGAAUGUUUUCAUGUCCAUGUUACGUUGUUGGAAAAUAAAGUCAUUGGAUUUUGUCC
This is a messenger RNA of Hippocampus zosterae (dwarf seahorse), 902 nucleotides long. Its product is annotated as prothymosin alpha-B-like. The transcript is spliced from 5 exons. The record is from RefSeq and is a predicted model, not a curated record. Gene Ontology annotation, biological process: positive regulation of transcription by RNA polymerase II; negative regulation of apoptotic process. Lineage: Eukaryota; Metazoa; Chordata; Actinopteri; Syngnathiformes; Syngnathidae. Bases 175 to 495 code for a protein of 106 amino acids. Gene Ontology annotation, molecular function: histone binding. Gene Ontology annotation, cellular component: nucleus.